Messenger RNA from Mus musculus (house mouse), 2862 nucleotides. RefSeq names its product inhibitor of growth family, member 2 (gene Ing2). The record is from RefSeq and is a predicted model, not a curated record. Gene Ontology annotation, cellular component: Sin3-type complex; CCAAT-binding factor complex; nucleoplasm. Gene Ontology annotation, molecular function: protein-containing complex binding; histone H3K4me3 reader activity; DNA binding. Bases 1015 to 1539 code for a protein of 174 amino acids. Lineage: Eukaryota; Metazoa; Chordata; Mammalia; Rodentia; Muridae. The transcript has 2 exons. Gene Ontology annotation, biological process: positive regulation of transforming growth factor beta receptor signaling pathway; positive regulation of DNA-templated transcription; regulation of DNA-templated transcription.
AGCCCUUCUUCGGCUACUGCCAAAUGGUUAAAGGGGGAGGGGUUCCCCCGCAGGGCGAGACGGAGAAGGGGUGUGUGUGUUGUGUAUGUGUGUGCGUCCGUGUGUGUGUGUGCGUGUGUGUGUGAGUGUGUGGCGGGGAGGGUCCGGCCUAGGGGCGGGGCCUGCAGGUGUGACGUCGUAUGGGCGGGGCGCGCGCUCCCGCGGGAGUCGGCCACGGCGGGCUGCUCGGAAGGGUCCUGGGGUGGACUGAACCCAUUGCUGGGCGGGACGGUCGGUGGGCCUGGGCGGAGUCAGUGUUGGGUGUUGGGAGAGAUAUUUCAAAUCUCUCCCUAGCCCCCCCCCCCACCCCGGUUAGUGAAUCAAGACGCGGACACCGCCGUGGGGGACUGUCUCUGACCCUGGCUCAGCGUAGGUUCCGGGCCAUGUGUCACUUCCGGACUUCUGGAGGAAGUGGGUUCGUUGGCUGGGCAACCACCUGGCGUCUUUGCACCCUUGGGUUCCUCCUCCACCAAGUUUAAAUGAGGAGAAAAGCUUUUUCUUGUCAUCAAAGAAACUAGGACAGGGAAUAUCUUCAGGGAUUGUCAUACCUUUCUCCUGCUAGGACAGGAGAAAUUUAAAUGGGGAUACGUUCAGCCUUUAGUAACCCCUAGUCAAGAAACUGUGUAGACCUAAUAUGGACCAUAAAAACAACUUGGAGUCAUUCUGUUUCCCCAGACCAUCCCCAGUCCUGUAACUUAAUCCUGUAAUACACCCCAUGGUGACUUAGCAUGUAAGAGCACUUAGGUGUUUUCAAUCGACAAACUUGUUUUCUAAGUCUCUCACUGUUUAUAGUAUAACAGUGUUUUCACCAGAUUCAAAGACUUAUGAGAAACGUUAAAGGAAAUUGAUGAUGUCUAUGAAAAAUAUAAGAAAGAAGAUGAUUCCAACCAGAAAAAACGCCUACAGCAGCAUCUCCAGAGAGCGUUAAUCAAUAGCCAAGAAUUGGGAGAUGAAAAAAUUCAGAUUGUCACCCAGAUGCUCGAAUUGGUGGAGAACCGAGCGAGACAAAUGGAGCUGCAUUCACAGUGUUUCCAGGAUCCUGCUGAAAGUGAGCGAGCCUCAGACAAGUCGAAGAUGGAUUCCAGUCAACCGGAAAGAUCUUCUAGAAGACCUCGAAGACAGAGGACCAGUGAGAGCCGUGACUUAUGUCACAUGACAAACGGGAUUGACGACUGUGAUGAUCAACCACCGAAAGAAAAGAGAUCCAAGUCCGCCAAGAAGAAGAAGCGCUCCAAGGCCAAGCAGGAGAGGGAGGCAUCCCCUGUCGAGUUUGCCAUCGAUCCCAAUGAGCCCACCUACUGCUUGUGUAACCAAGUGUCCUACGGGGAGAUGAUAGGCUGUGACAAUGAACAGUGUCCCAUUGAAUGGUUUCACUUUUCAUGUGUUUCACUCACCUAUAAACCCAAGGGGAAAUGGUAUUGCCCAAAGUGUAGGGGAGACAAUGAGAAAACCAUGGACAAAAGUACCGAAAAGACAAAAAAGGAGAGAAGAGCGAGGUAGUGAAGGCCAUCGGUUUUAAAGGGUUCUUUGUCUUUUAUAGAAUUGCUUUACUUUCAGAAAAUGUUUUAGGGUAACUGCAUAAGACUAUGCAAUAAUUUUUAAUCAUUAGUAUUGAUGGUGUAUUAAAAGUUGUUGUACUUUGUCUGUGACCUUAAUUUUCUGCACUGAAUUACCAAAUAUUUUCAGCCAGGUAGUCUCUGUGAGGACCUAAUGAAAGGAGCAGGCAGAGAGGCGUAUGAACGAACUGCAAGCAGCUUCCCAAGCCACGCCUAUUCCACCCCCACCUUCAACUCUCAUGCUGUUUGGGGGUGGGGGGUAAACCCAAAAAGUUUUGCUAACAUUUUAUUUUAGUUCUGUGUGCUUAAGAAUUUUAUGUAUUGUUGGAUUUCUGUGUCAAAUUCUCUUGGUGAUUUCAAACAUGAACACUAUUCUGUUUAGAGAUUCUUAUUGCCUCCAUGUCUUCAGACACUUGUUAAAUCUCUAGUCUCCCAGAAAUUCCAGGAACUAGAGACAACAGUACCCAUGCUCCCACAUGGACUAGUGCGCUCUUCCUGGAGUGUCCACUGCGUAUUUUCUUGGUAGCUUUUGUUACCUGUCAGUUGUAGCGUCUGUAAAAGCCCCUGCUUCUUCAGAACAGACACACCUCAUCUAGUGUUUAAUAAGGGACUCAUUUUGAUCAGGACACGUAAGACUAGUUAGAAAUACCAAAUAAUGUUGCCGCUGCCUCAUAUUGGCAAGAUGUGGAUUAUUCAGCAUCAUGGUUCAAGGUUGAACAAUUUAAAGGUGUGUCUUAAUAUUUUCUAUGUGACCCACUGCUGGGAUGUUUAGCCACAGACCCGUCAGUGGGAAAAGGGCAUAGAUUAGUCUUUAAAUAAUGCCUUUUCUGUCAAACAGUUAUUUUAAAUAGUUCUUUUCUGGGGGCUAGAGUUUAUUUUUACCCCCCAAUGAGUAAUUAUACAUUAUUUUAAAUAAUAGUAUAUUUACCUUAACCUCCUGGUAUUGGUGCUGUUUGAUGUUUUCAUGUUUAUUGAACUAAUUUCAUUAUAAUAAUACGAUUAAUAAUGUAUUUGUAAAUUGAAUUUUCCAAGAUUUUGAUAUUUUAAGGUUAAGCAUCUUGGUGGAGCUGUGACCAUGUGUGGGAGCAGUUUUUGGUUAUGGAGAGCAGCAGACGGACUAGUCCUUUAACCUCUCAUGCAGCUUCUGUCUUAGUUGUCAUCUUUUCUUCCUAAUCUGAUAAUCUUGGUUCUUGUUGAUUAACAUGUGAAAAAUCCUAUCUGCUUGUUUGGAAAAAAAAAAAAAGAAAGAUGUUUUUUUCCUCUUCAA